GGUCCCUGGGAACGCGACGAACACUGACGCACAUCGGGAGGGAACUGACGACAACAUGGUCUGCGCUGGUGCACUAAAUGCAAAUCGUCUCCAUCUGCGUUCGGUCGUUAACUGGGACGCUCGCUCGCUCCCCCCUCUGCUCCGUCUUAUUUAUCUUGGACCGCGGAUAGAGUCGCUUUCAAAGCGGUUUUGUCUCCGCUGCCCGAUAGCGAGUGGAGGACGGCCAACCGGACAGAUGGGCAUGCCCCCUGGCACCGAGGGAGACAGACAGAUGGCUGUGUGUCCCCGUAGAGAGAAACUUUGAAUACGGAGACAAAGAGACUUUGACUUGGAUCACUAAGAGCUUUUGUGGACUUAACGCGGCGGCUAUAAAAACCAAACGGCGGCACCGCAGACUCAUCAUGGAGCUCGCGCCGAAAACCAAGUACACCCACUUUCGCAGCGAGUCGCUCAGCUCCGCCGAUGACACCAACUCCAACCCCUCGUCCCUCCCUCCUUCCACUCCCGCCACACCCCUCACUCCCUCCCCCGGCUUGCCUUCCUCCCUCUCCUCUUCCUCUCUCACCCCUAUCUUGCCGCCCUCCUCCCCCCGCCCGGCCGAGAACAGCCCCACCACGCUGUGCUCCUUCUUCCCGCGGAUGGGAGCCCUUCGCCUGGGCGUUUCUGCCACCACCCUCCUCCCGGGGCUCAAGGCCUCCGGUAGGCCGCAGCAGUCCCAGGCCCCCGUCGAGUCCUCCGGGGACGAAAGGAGCAGCUCCAGCUCCUCCCCGCCCCCGCAUCUCCCCGCUCCCCCUCUAACCGCUCCUUCUCCCCCACCCCGCCCUCCUGUGCAGGACAUGAACCGGCUGGGAGGGGCGUCCAGGAGGGCGCGGGUGGAAGGAGGGCAGCUCGGAGGAGACGAGUGGACACGCCAUGGCUCCUUCGUCAACAAGCCUACCCGUGGCUGGCUGCACUUGGACAACGUGGUCAGCACCACCGGCGUCUCCUACAGCGUGCGGUACAUGGGCUGCGUGGAGGUGCUGCAGUCAAUGCGGGCGCUGGACUUCAACACGAGAACUCAGGUCACCCGAGAGGCUAUUUCUGUGGUGUGCGAGGCGGUGCCCGGAGCCAAAGGAGCCCAGCGCAGGAGAAAGCCCUCUUCCCGCUGUCUCUCGUCGAUCCUCGGGAAGAGUAACCUGCAGUUUGCCGGCAUGACAAUCAGCCUCACGGUCUCCACCAGCAGCCUCAACCUGCUCGCCUCUGACUGCAAACAGAUAAUCGCCAAUCAUCACAUGCAGUCCAUCUCCUUUGCCUCCGGAGGAGAUCCAGAUACAGCGGAGUACGUAGCAUACGUGGCCAAAGACCCCGUCAACCAGAGGGCAUGCCACAUCCUGGAGUGCUCAGAGGGCUUAGCCCAGGAGGUCAUCAGCACUAUCGGACAGGCCUUCGAACUGCGUUUUAAACAGUACCUGAAGAACCCCCCAAAGCUGGUCACACCCCACGACAGAAUGGCUCCAUUCGAUGGCUCCGCAUGGGAGGAAGAGGAUGAUGAGGCACCUCCACCCACAGAGGUCCCUUACUACAACAACUUCCCGGGGAAACAGCCUCCUCCUGGAGGACUGGUAGACAUGAGGACCCGCCCAGGGGCCACGCUGCCGUACGGACAGCCCGGUCAGAACGACAUACACAAGCAGCCACUGCCUCCUUUACCAGUGGGUGCCAAGGAGGGGGGACGGGAACUCUUUGACGACCCGUCGUACGUCAAUGUGGAUAAGCCCCGCCCCUCAGCAGCUGCAGCCAAUGGAAAUGCGCACAGAGACGUGUUCGACAUGAAACCAUUCGACGACGCCCUGGGUGUCUCUGGGCCCAGCUCUGUGUCGGCGGCGCCCCCUCUGGUCGAGCAGCUGCAGUGUGAAGCGUGGUUCCACGGGAGCCUGAGUCGAAGGCAGGCGGAGAGGCUGCUGACCCGCGACGGGGACUUCCUGGUCCGUGAGUCCGGGACCACGCCUGGACAGUACGUCCUAACGGGACAGCAGGGGGGUCAGCCCAAACACCUGCUCCUGGUUGACCCGGAGGGGGUGGUCCGCACCAAAGACCACCGGUUUGAAAGCGUGAGUCACCUGAUCAGCUACCAUAUGGACAACCGGCUCCCCAUUGUAUCGGCGGGGAGCGAAGUGUGUCUUCAACAGCCGGUGGAGCGCCGGGCCUGAAGUCACAUCUACACACAUACCCGUGCAGACACACACACACACACGCGCGCGCGAGCGCCUGCGCGCGCGCUCCUCCCGCUCGACACCUCCACGGCGAACGCAGCCCGAGAAAACCCGCCUUCGUACACGCCCGACCUAGCACCCGGCACACUCUCCCAACACUACACCGCCGCAGCACGCAUACA
Lampris incognitus (smalleye Pacific opah) is the source of this 2374-nucleotide messenger RNA. RefSeq names its product SHC (Src homology 2 domain containing) transforming protein 1 (gene shc1). Lineage: Eukaryota; Metazoa; Chordata; Actinopteri; Lampriformes; Lampridae. The record is from RefSeq and is a predicted model, not a curated record. Gene Ontology annotation, cellular component: plasma membrane. Gene Ontology annotation, biological process: intracellular signal transduction; cell surface receptor protein tyrosine kinase signaling pathway. The transcript is spliced from 12 exons. Bases 402 to 2189 code for a protein of 595 amino acids. Gene Ontology annotation, molecular function: receptor tyrosine kinase binding.